AUGAAAGAAAGCACACCACGGAAAAGGAUCAUUGUCGCCAUAACAGGCGCGACAGGCGCCCAGAUCGGCAUUCGUCUGCUACAAACCCUACGCCGCCUUAACGUCGAGACACACAUCAUCAUCAGCAAGUGGGCCGCCGAGACGAUAAAAUGGGAAACAGACUACACGCCUGCAGCGAUAAAAGCCCUCGCGGAUUACUCUUACAGUUCACAUGACCUCGCCGCGCCCAUAGCGAGCGGGUCUUACCGUGUGGAUGGCAUGAUCGUGGCGCCAUGCUCAGUCAAGACGUUGGCUGCGAUCAAUGCGGGGAUAUGUGACGAUUUGGUCACGCGGGCUGCAGAUGUGUGCUUGAAAGAGAGGAAGAGGCUGGUACUGUCUGUCCGGGAAACCCCGUUCAGUGAGAUUCACUUGAGGAAUAUGAUGGAGGUGACGAGGGCGGGCGCCAUUAUUGCACCGCCUGUGGUAGCGUUUUAUACGCGGCCUUCAUCUAUCGAUGAUAUUCUCGAUCAGAUGGUGGGGAGGUUGCUUGAUUUGUUUGAUUUGGAUGCGAGGAAUUUUGAGAGGUGGGAUGGUAUGCCGAAGAGUGUUGCGAGUAAGAAAUGA
Diaporthe batatas is the source of this 603-nucleotide messenger RNA. RefSeq lists its product as uncharacterized. The record is from RefSeq and is a predicted model, not a curated record. Gene Ontology annotation, molecular function: carboxy-lyase activity. NCBI's taxonomy places the organism in Eukaryota, Fungi, Ascomycota, Sordariomycetes, Diaporthales, Diaporthaceae. Bases 1 to 603 code for a protein of 200 amino acids. The transcript has a single exon.